Molecule: messenger RNA, 558 nt
Organism: Stylonychia lemnae
Lineage: Eukaryota; Ciliophora; Spirotrichea; Sporadotrichida; Oxytrichidae
Source: the annotation of a GenBank genome assembly
AUGCAAAUCUUCGUUAAGACCCUAACCGGGACUACCUUGACCUAUUAGGUUGAAGAAUCUUGUCUCGUCUCAGACUUGAAACAAAGAAUCGCUGAUCAAGAAGGUAUCGUUGCUGAGGAGAUCGUUCUCAUCCACGGACUCUCAACCCUCGAGGAUGAUGAGACUCUUCAAGUUUACGGUAUCACUGAAGAAUCAUCCAUCAAUGCCGUUAUGAGACUCUUGGGAGGUAAAAAGAAGAGAAAGAAGAAGGUUUACACUAAACCCAAGAAGAUCGGCCACAAGCACAAGAAGAGACCCAAGGCCCUCCUCGAGUACUUCAAUGUCGACAACACCGGCAAGAUCUCAAAGAUCAAGAUUGAAUGCGAAAAGUGCCCAGCUGGUACUUAUAUGGCUGAUCACCCAGACAGACACACUUGUGGUAGAUGCGGAAACAUGUUCUACAAGUUGACCGCUGAUGGAAAGAGAAUGCCAAUCCCCAAGCAAAACAAACCCGCUGCCGCCGAAAAGAAGGUCGAUGCCGCCCCAGCCAAGGGUGCCGCCAAGGGAAAGAAGAAGUGA